UGAACAGACAGAGCAGGUGGAAGGCAGCUCGCUUGCUUGUUCCCCGGACCUGGCUAUCCCUAGCCUCUUGCCUGCAUCAGCCUCUAGCCUGGGACCUGUUCUGAUGCAUCCUUUGAUGCUGAGUCAGCCUCCUUACCUCCAUCAAACUGGAAACCAGAGUCACUCACCUGGAUAUUCCCCCAUCACACUUCCUCGAAACCUGGGACCCUCAACCCCUUGCAUGGAAUGGACUGUCCUCCUGGACCCUUGACUUUUCACCCUGACUAGGCCCCCGCCUAGGAUCCUCAGCCUCUCAGCAAAGAGCCUGGGGUCUGGGUUAGUUCAGCUCUGGCUGUGUAAUUUGCUGGCCUUCACGUGUCGCCUGUCCUACCAGCUGGAAAAUCAGGUCUUUCUCGUCCCUGUGUCUCUUUCCUGGAGGCUGCCCCCAUUCCCAGGGGCAAUUGUCCCUUUCAGCCUUGGUGUUUGGCUCUCUAAGAAUUUCACUGCCACUUUCUGCUCCCCUCCCAUCACUUUCCAUGGCCAUGUCCUAGUUGGGCCUCAGCUUGCCUGUCCUCCCCUUUGGGAGGCAUGAGGCCAGCAUGGGGCUCACAGACCCUAGGGUGUGGAGGAAGAAGCUCCCUCUGCCUGCUGGGCUUCUUGCCGUGGCGUUGGAAGUUGACAGUGAUGCGUCGGCAUCUUCUCCGCUGUCUCUCUGGAGCUGCUCUGCUCCUUGUCACCAUGGCUUUCCUCUCCAUGAGGUAUCGUGGCACUCAAGAGGUGGUCCGCCACCAAAGGGUUGGUGAUGGGACAUCGGAUAUCCUGGAGCACCAGGCUAAAAUGUCCCCAGCGGAUGUGCUGGGAGAUAAUAGCAGGAGACAGGAGCUGAAAGAGCCACCAGGCCCUUCCAAGGUGGACUCUAGUGUGUGGAGAGGCCUGGAGCUUGGAGAGGUUUUCAUUGCUGUGAAGACAACCAAGAGGUUCCACUGGACCAGGCUGGAGCUGCUGCUGGACACUUGGAUAUCCAAGGCAAAAGAGCAGACCUACGUCUUUACUGACGAAGAAGACGAAGCCCUGCAGAAGAGAAUGGGUGACCAUGUGAUAUUCACAAACUGCUCCACAGAGCAUAGCCACCCAGCCCUCUCCUGCAAGAUGGCAGCCGAGUUCGAUGCAUUCUUGGCCAGUGGCCUGAGCUGGUUUUGCCACUUGGAUGAUGAUAACUACCUAAACCCACAGGCCCUCUUGAAGCUCUUGUCUUCCUACUCUCCAGCCCAGGACGUUUACAUUGGGAAGCCCAGCCUGAACCGGCCCAUCCACACCUCCGAAACAAUGCCCAACAAUCAGACGAGGUCCGUGCGCUUCUGGUUCGCUACUGGAGGGGCGGGAUUCUGCAUUAGCCACAGGCUGGCCAUCAAGAUGGCACCUUGGGCCAGCGGCAGUAACUUCCUGAGCACCUCGGAGCUCAUCCGCCUCCCGGACGACUGCACUGUGGGCUACAUUGUUGAGUGCAAACUGGGCGGACGUCUGCUCCCCAACAUGCUCUUCCACUCUCACCUGGAGAACCUGCAGCUGAUCCCCAGGGUCCAGCUCCUGCAGCAGGUCACCCUCAGCUAUGGUGUCUUCGAGAAGAAACUCAACACUGUUGAGCUGGCCGGCCCCUUCUCCCAGCACGAAGACCCCUCCAGGUUCCAAUCCCUUCACUGCCUUCUCUACCCGGACACUUCCUGGUGCCCGCGGCCCAUCUGACCUCCCACACCCAAAGGGUCCCACUCAGGCCAGCGACUCUCAGUUCAUGUUGUGGGGCGGGGGGCACUCAGGGAGUGCUGGGUGCUCCCUCUCUCCUUCGCAGUGACCACCCUGGGGCCGCAUGCUGCAGCUAGCGAUAGCUUUGUGGGUCAGUGCUUGCUGAGCACGGCACAGGGUGAGAAGGUAGGAUCCACAGCAAGGCACUCAGGUGAAAAUGUGGAAUGACACUGUUGGUGGGACACUUCAAAUGCAACCCCGGUGUCCACAGGCUCUGGGACACUUGUGGGGGCUGACGAUAGGUGGGAGGGGAAGACGAUGUGCCUCUGGUAAUGUAGGCAGUGUAAUUGUAGCCCUGUCGGUCCCAGGAUAUUAGAGAGAAAAGGUGGGUGAGAUAACCUUAUGCCUCUAUUAACACAGCGAGACUUUGGCCGCAGCUGCUGGCUGUGCAGGUAUAGUUGGAGACCUGGUGCCCCCUGCUGCCUGGAUUCAGCAUAUCUCUGUAUGCAUCCUGAGCCAUACUGACUGUGUGGCCGUGUGAAUGGAGUGUACGGCUGGCCUUCACUUCAGUCUCUGCUGGGCAGAGCCAGAGCCUCUCCUCCCUUUAUGCCCCCAAACCCUUUCUCACUGAGCUUAUGCUGGACAAGAGCCUUUUCUGUCCUCCCGUUUGUUGAGCCUCUGCUGGCCAGGGCUCCGCCUGCCCCAGCCCCCUUGCUAAGCCUCUGCUUAGAUAGUUUGGCUACAUGCUCAGGUCAGAAACUCAAGUCUUUGAUAAUUUGUUUCAAUAAAAUGGCAUUGUGAUCAUGACUUCGUGCUAGAUCAGCCCAAGAGAAGUGCUGCACUGGGACUGCCCGGGGAAGGGCAUGGGGGCCAGGAGCCGGAGUGCUGGGUUCUUCCAAGAGUCUUCCAUGUGAUGGGCAUGUGGAGGCGUGUGUGGGUUUGUGCAUUAUUCAAGUGGGGAUAUCUCUCUGUCUCUCCCUGAGCACUCUCCCUUUUCUCUGCUCCACUGGGGAUCAGGAUAAUCCAGCUUUCUAAUGACCAGCUUGUCCUUUGAGAUUAGACUCCAAUCUCUACCUGCCAGGAGGGGAUGUGAGAGGAUAGACUUAAAGAAGGAUUUGAAGUGGGAGAAAGGGAGAAUGCAGUAGAAGAGGGAGGAGGAGAUAGUGAAGGAGCACACAAGAGCAGAUUGGAGAUUGUGGAUUUAAGAGCCGUGCCAAAAAACCCCUAACUCUCUAUGGAGUGAAAACAGAAGGGUAAAUAAAUUAUUACCGCCGCUCUUCAGCCCUCCAGACACUAGGGGGCAGCUUCAUCUGCUCCUCACCCCUUGUUCAGUGCAGCAGAAAGGGGAAGGAGUGAGAGGGAG
Molecule: messenger RNA, 3082 nt
Organism: Chelonoidis abingdonii (Abingdon island giant tortoise)
Lineage: Eukaryota; Metazoa; Chordata; Testudines; Testudinidae
Gene: MFNG
Product: MFNG O-fucosylpeptide 3-beta-N-acetylglucosaminyltransferase
Cellular component (GO): membrane
Molecular function (GO): glycosyltransferase activity
Source: RefSeq, a predicted model, not a curated record